Molecule: messenger RNA, 1044 nt
Organism: Oikopleura dioica
Lineage: Eukaryota; Metazoa; Chordata; Appendicularia; Copelata; Oikopleuridae
Source: the annotation of a GenBank genome assembly
AUGAAUAAACUAAAAGGUCUUUCGCUGAUUUUGAAGAUUGCAGUGGCUCUUCUGACCAUCCACGGAAUCGUUACGCCUUUGAUUCUUUCGAAAAUGGGUACUCGUUCAGACUCGCAGGACAAUUCUACCGAUGCGGAAGCUUCAGAUGUUCUCCGGCUUCAAAAAGAGAUCGAAGAACUCAAAAACAGUCGCUCAUUGAUGGUUCUUUCUGGUUAUGAAUCUCAAACAGAGAUUCUGAGCUACGUUGUCAAACCAGACGGAAGCAAGAGUUCUCGGACAAUCAAAAUGCCUCCUUCAAGUCACACAUAUCACUAUCUUUACCAUUCGAUUUCUGCUUUGAUUCGCGGAAAAGUCUACAUUUUUAGCGGAUACCAAGAUUAUGAAUUCAGAAUUUCGAUGAUAAACGGCUGCGAAAUCGAGGAAUUAGAUGUGAAGCUCAACAAUUGGUAUUACUAUAGCUCUGCUACAGUCACGGCGGCGGAUCAACAAUCAGCAUUAAUUUGUUUUUCCUAUGAUGAAUACAAAAACUGCGAAGAAUUCGACGGCAGCGCGGUGUCAAUAAAACCGGCGACGAAAUACUCGCACAGAAGUUCAUGCUUGGCGCUCUACUUCGACCAACCAGUUGGAAUCGGCUCCUCCCUUUCUGACGGUUACAAGAAAGUGGAGAAAUUCGACGGAGGUUCUUGGAUAGAAUUACCAGAUUUUCCAAAAGCAAUUUCCUUUCACUCCUGCAUUGGAGUUUACGACGGAUUUCUUCUCCUUGGAGGUUAUUACUCUGAUGACCGAGAAGAUUCAAAAGAUGUUUAUUUAUUUCGCGACUCAAAAUGGACCGUGGUUGGCCAGCUCAACGAAUUUCAUCGGUUCUCUUCCGCAGCGCGAAUCGGAAAUACGAUUUAUCUUGUAAGCGGCAGCAAAGAACCUAACGCCGUCGAAAAACUGGAAUGGGAUAGCGAAAAAAUAUCCUCGGCAAAAGUCAUCAACAAUCACUCGGGCAUUUUUUUCCGGCCGAUAAUAUUCCCUGUCGCUGAAUGUUUCUGUGCAUAA